UCGUGCGGUGCGGUCGCCGCUAUGGAGCACGACGAGGAGCGCUCGCUGUCGCUCGGCACGGAGCUGUCGUCGGCGCCGCCGCCGUCGCCGCUCACGGGCUGCUACCUGCUGGCCGUGGUCGGGGAGCCCAGCACCCAGCAGCACAAGGAGAUCAUCCUCCAGCGGCUCGUCAAAGGACUGCUAUCAUGGGACUCUGGACAGCACCAGGUGGACUUGGAGAAGGAACUGGCCACCCUCACGGCGCAGGCACCCGAGGGGGAGGAGGCCAGAUAUGGAGAGCGACUGAUCCAGUUCGCUUCGGAGAGCCUGGUGACGGAGAUCCUCAUCCAUCCCCAGAUGAACACGCUGAUGCAGUGCAUGCGCAACCUGCUCAGCUCCUUCACCCGACACAGACACCUCGUGCACGCCGGCUACACCUGCGCCGGCAACGGCUCCUGGAUCAUGCAGGACGGCACAUUUUCCCUUGCUGACUUCGUGGACGCUUACCAAGAGAAUGAGGUCCAGCGCGUGAUCCGCGCUUACGACAACUCCAUAUCCAUCGACAUCCACUGCGCCGGCGUCGGCGAGUGGGCGCGCCUGCCGCACCUGCCGCUCGCCAAGCACUGCACCAUCAGAGUCAACCCCACUGACGUCAUCGACCCAGCCUCGCAGGCUGUCAAGGAUUUUGUCUCGUACCUGGAACCGUACAUAGUGCCGGCGUCGCUGGAGCAGCUGCUGGUGGCGAGCGACGUGGUGGGCAAUAUCCGGUUCUCCCACCCCACGCUGUACGUGUUCCCCGGCGGACAGGGCGACGCCGCGCUAUUCGGCAUCAACGGAUUUAACAUGCUCGUGGACGGCGGCUUCUCGCGCAAGGCGUGCUGGUGGGACUUCGCCCGGCACCUCGACCGCCUCGACGCCGUUCUCUUCACCCGGCUGAACAACUGCUCGCUGGCCGGCAUGGCCGCGGUGCUGCGCCGCAAGGCCACCGCCAGCGUCUACCCCCAGAUCGGACACUUCUUCUGCAACCUCGAGGAGCGGCGCUCGGCCGGCAGCAGCGACGAGGACAAAGACGCGGACCCGCUGCUGGUGUCGCUGCUGCAGGGCGGACACGACCUGGUGGCCGACCUGCGCCGCCUCAACCUCCGCCCGCAGCACUGCUACCGGAGCCCCGAACCCGUCAACCUGUACCACAAAGUUGGACACGGAACACUGGAUAUGUACGUGCUAAAUCCGUCCAAAGAUUCUAAAUAUGUUCGUGAAUUUUUGAAAAGGUGGCACAACAGUGAACAAAAACUUUUUGAAGGUGCUAGUAUAUCGGGACAAUUCAAUUUCCCAGUGCCGAAUUUAGUGUCCAUAUGUGCGUUGCUCGUCUGGCGGCCCGCCAAUCCCGACGACACGAUUACUAGAAUAAUGUUCCCGGGGUCUACGCCUCAACAUAAAAUAUUCGAGGGCUUAGAGAAAUUGAGACAUUUAGAAUUCCUUCAACAUCCGACGUAUACUGGUCGUGAAAUGAACGCUGCGAGUGUUCCUCAAACGACAGCCCCCGCCGCCACUAAAACGACGAAGCCGAUUCCAUCGAAAACGAGUAGAGAAAAAAUAAUUUCCGAGAAAAGAGACGAAAAAGGUGAAGCCGAUAUCCCUCAGCCUAAGUAUCCUACGAAAGAUGAAACGGAUUCAAAGAAUAUUAUAGAUAAUAAGUUAUUGAGUGAAUUAGUAGAGGGUGAAGAUAAAAAAAUCGAGUCAGUUCUUCAGGACGCGAUCACCGCCAGAAUUGAAACAAAAGUCGAUGAAAGCCUCGCUCAAUAUGAUAGUAUUGUCAAUGGGUUACCGAAAAAAAGGGAAACCCAGAAGAAAAUUGUAGAUAAAAAGACUAAACGUGUAGAUAGGUCGGACGAUAAUAAAGAUGUAUUAAAUAAAACAGUUGAAUCUAAGAAAAUUGACUCGGAAAUGAAAACAAAAACGGAAAACAAAAAGAAAACGGAAAAAACUAAAACUGAAUCUAUGACCAAAAGUAAAGUAACUCACAGAAUAUCUAGUAAAAUUAUAGACAAAAAAAUAAAUUUGAUUGAUAAAAGAAAUGAAGACGAUAAAAAGUCUCCUCCUUCGACCCCAAAAAAACAAGUUGAAGCAAAGCCAUUGACUGUCGUUACAAAAGAUAAAAUAAAAACCAAAACACGAAAACUAAGUCCUGGAAGUACACCAGCCAAAAGCACCAAAGAAGCGAAUAACCGAAGAGUAGUGGAAUCUAAAUUUAAACAACCAUCUCCAAAGCGUGAUAUCUCACAAAAAAUAGCGGACAAAAAAGAAAUAAAGGCCAAACGUGAGCCCAUUUCACGUCGUCCAAGGCCAAUAGGCUCCCCAACUAAAGGUGUUAAAACUGCUAAGAGUCCUACAAAAUCAGUUAAAGCAAUAAAAGCAGAUACAUCAAAACUUAAAGGAUUACAACGAGUUAAUUACGAAGAUAUUUUACGAGAAGCAAAGAAGUCUGAUGAAGAAACUUCUAAAUCACUUGACGAUAUAAAGCAGCAAGAGCUGGAUGAAAGAGAAGAACAAGAAAUAGUUAGAGAAAUUGAAGCCGUAUUUAACAGAGAUAGCGAAGCUGAAGAAAAAGUUGAGUAUGUCGGUAGAUCCGAUAUUGAAAAAAUAACGUGUCUUCUUGAUGAUGUAAAAACUGAAACGACUGCUGAUGGUGAAUUUGAAGAAGAAUACCUUAUAAUUGAAAAAGAAGAAGUUGAACAAUACACUGGUGAGGACAUAUUGCAUGAGAAGUUCAGCCAUGAAGAGGAAUCGCAAAAACAUGUGAAAGAAAAGGAAGAAUCGGAAAAGAAAAAGGAUAACGAGGAGACUAUAAAAACGACUAUAGAUAAAGGUAGUAAGGACAAAAUAGAAGUUGACCCUACUAAAGAUACAAAGGAGAAAGAAAGUAAAGACUUUGAUUCAAAAGAACAUUCUAUUAGCGUUGAAGAAAAACAAGAUGUGAGCAGUGAAAAGAAAACAUCUGAUAGCAAAAGUGGUAUUAUUAAACCAAAAGAUUCUUUAGAAAAUAUUGUUCAAGAAUCGCAGCCCGAUGAAAAGGUAUCAACAACAAUUGAAUCUGGAGCAACAACUGCUCCCACCCUACCGGAAGAUGAGCGCAUCACGUUAGAUGAUAUAAAAGAAGAUCAAGGUAUAGAAGAAAAACAUGAUAAUGAAAUUACCAAAGAAACUGUUAUUUACCCUACACAAGUAGAUAAACAAAGACCUUUGACCUUUGAAAAAAAAAUAAAACAUGAAGCUAUACCUCCUCAUCUAAGGGAUAUUGUUAAAACUCCUGAUGAAGUUGCUGACCUCCCGUUGCACGAAGAAGUUGAUUACAGGUCUUAUGAUGACAAAAAAACUCCCUUAGAAGAGGACAACAAAUUGAAGGGCUAUCAAAUUGAUAUAAAUGUACCUAAGGACUUACCGCUUUCAGAAAAAAAUGCACCUUCAUUAGACAUGAAAGCUAUGCACGAUAACAUAGUAAUAAAAACAGUGGAACGUCCUUCUCAUGCCGAAGUUGUAACAGUAACACCAGGAUCAGCUCCAGAAUCACCGAUGUACCAAGAACAAAAUAUUCAGUCUACUAAACAUCCCGCAAAAGGCUUAGAAACUGUGGAUGAAUAUGGAUACGGUUCAUUUACUGAAAAAUUAAGAGAAACACAUAUAACAACCGUUGAUUCUCCAAUGAAAGACGAUAUUAUAAUUGUUGACGAAAUUCAAACGAUAUCAGAAAAAAUUCCAUCAAUACCGGAAGAUGUGGAAACUGAAAUCGAAGAAACGCAAAAGAUAGAAGUGAGCAAACCACCUCUAAGUCCAAAAGAAGUAGAAAAAAUCGUUUCAGAUGUUGCAGAAGUCUUAAAGUCUGAUAAAAGCUUAGAUGAACUUAUAGCUGAAAAGUCUCCAAUGCUUUCAAAAUCUCCCGAAUUAUUUACAAACAUCAUCGAUACCCUAGCUAAUCCUAUAGAAUCGACGAAAGUAUUUUUGGAAAGUCAAAAAAUUCACCACAAAGAUGUAUCGCCUGCAAAGUCAAUACCAUCGGAAGAAAUAAGUGAUAUAUCAGACAAAACUGUGCUCAGUAAACCGGCUGUUCAAGAAGAUACUGAUAAAUCAAUCAAGUCUUAUGAUAAGCAAGAUGAAACCAAAAAAGAUAAACAAUUAAAAGUAACCUUAGAAUCAGCGAAAACAUUAGAAAAACUAGAAGAAAAAAUGACAAGCCUUAGAAGCCAGGAAGCAAUAGCAAAAGAAAGUAAAAUUAUUGAAAAAGAUGAGAAACCGAUAACAUUAAAAAUUGAUCAAGAUCUUAUUAAAAAAGAAAGUGGUUUAAGCAUGGAUAGAAAGGAUGACCAAAAACUUAUAAAGCCUGAUCUAUGCGAUGUUAGCAUUACUAAAACUCAAUUAGAUACACCUAGUCCAGAUUUGAUCCAAGAAGCUACUGAUUUAUAUGAACGUGAUACAGCUAGUUCUCAACAUGUAUUAAAAAAGCGUUCUGCUGAUCUCGAACAGACUCUUGACACAAGUAAAGAGAGCGAAGUUUGUAUAUUAGAAACUGUUGAAGAAAAGAAAAAAGAGUCAAAAUCAAUGAUAAGUAGUUUUAUGAACAAAUUUGACGAAAAACUGACUAAGGCCAAAGGUUUGUUCACUCGAAAGACUGAUAAAACUACCGAAGAUGAUGAUGAUUCAAAAUCGCAACGUAAAGAAAGCAUAGAUCAAACAUUAUCACACCAAAGUUGUCUAAGUGAUAAAGUAAAAGAAAAGUUAUUACAAUUGCAUAUUUCUGAACAAAUUUAUAAUUCUUUUUAUACCGACACUUUUUCAGUCAUAGAAUUAAUUUAUUCCCAAAAACUGCAAGCAGAUGAAAUGCUUAAAGGGUUUAUAUGUAAUGAUAAGCCUGAAGAAAAUAUUCAAUCAAACACAGAAGAAAUCAAAAAGAAUAACAUACUUUUUUUGAGAAAUAUAAAAAUCGUGACAAUAAAAACCACCUACACCAAGCGAUAUGGAAUGGAUACUCGAAUACAAAUAAUAAAAAUUAUAGAAACUACUGACAAGCAUCCAAAUGGUAACGAAGAAACAUCAGUUGUGGGUAAUUUGUCGGUUACGGAUGAGAAAGAAUUAGAUAAUUUAAGUAAGUGGACCGUCAAUGAAACAACAGAUGAAAAAAAAUAUUCACACGAUGAAAAAGUCAUUGAACACGGAGUAGAAAAAACCCGAAAUGUAAAUAGUACGAAAAUAACAACAAUAUUAUCAACAAAAGAAAAAGGACAACUGAAAUCCAAAACAAAUGAAACCAUUGUUUAUAAAAUGUAUAACAGUCCUGAAACAUUAACAGUAACAAAAAUAAGCGUUGCAGAUUAUAAUCCUCGAACGAAGAUAGAAUCAAAUAAGAAGCUGAUUCAACUCAUAAUAUUCUCAAUAACAUCAACAGAUAAUGUUCCCGAAGAAGUACUUGAUACAACAUUGCCGAUAGAGCAGUUAGACCAGGAAAGUAGAAAAGCAGUAAGUCCAGUAAAAGAAAAAAUGCUUGAAAUGAUGACAACUGUCGAAACCCAACUAAGAGAUAAGACUGAAUCUAAAAUAAGUAUUCCAAGCAAAGAUAAACAAGAAGACAAAAAGAAGUCGUUCAGCCCUGACGAAUCAAGACAGGAUAUAAAGACUUCAAUAAGCCCUACAGAACCAACACUGUUAGAUAAACUGACAACAAAAUAUGACAAAACAGAACCAGAAGAAAAUCUGAGCAUUGAGAAGCUCGAUAAAGUAUCUGAAAAGAGUUUGAAAGAAAAAGAUGAACAAGCACCUAGUCCAGUAAUGUCAAACAUGGACUUGAAAAAAGCUACAAGCCCUUUGGAAUCAAAACCGCUAAGUUCACCGGUAUCAAAAGACGAAAGGGAACUUAAAGUAGAACAUCCUAGCAAAGACACUAUAGAUGAAAUUCCUAUUCAGACUGUGGAGGAAAAGGAUGAAAAGACAUCCAGUCCAGUAGACAAACUGAUAGAUGGCAAAGAAUCUCCAUUAUCAGACCAGGCCGCAAAGAAAUCUCCAAGCACUGUGGAAUCAAAAACUUUCGAGGAACAAAAAGUAAAAGACCGAAAAGAACACAAAGAAGAACAUCCGAGCAAGGACAAACCAGAUGAAAUUCCCAUUAAAACUGUCGAGGAAAAAGAUGAAAAGUCACCCAGUCCAGUUGACAAACUGAAAGAAUCUCCAUUGUUGGUCCAGGACUUGAAGAAGUCUUUAAGCCCUGUAGAAUUAAAACAGGACGAAAAGGAACCCAAAGAUGAACAACCGGACAAAGAUAAAUCAGAUGAAAUUCCCAUUGAAAUUGUGGAGGAAAAAGAUCAAAAGACACCCAGUCCAGUAGACAAACUGAAAGAUGGCAAAGAAUCUCCAUUGUCAGACCAGAACGUUAAGAAAUCUCGAAGCCCUGUAGAAUUAAAACAUGUCGUUGAACCGAAACCAAAGGACGAAAAAGAACCCAAAAAAGAACAUCCGAGUGAAGAUAAACGAGAUGAAAUUCCCAUUAAAACUGUGGACGAAAAGGAUGAAAAGACACCUAGUCCAGUAGACAAACUGAAAGAUGGAAAAGAAUCUCCAUUGUGGGACCAAGACUUAAAGAAGUCUUUAAGCCCUGUAGAAACAAAACCGGUCGAUGAACUGAAACCAAAGGACGAAAAAGAAACAGGAGAAGAACAUCCAAGCAAGGAUAAACCAUAUGUAAUUCCUAUCAAAACUAUGAAGGAAAUAGAUCAAAAGACACCCAGUCCAGUAGACGAACUGGAAGAUAGCAAAGAAUCUCCAUUGUCAGGCCAGGAUGUAAAGAAAAGUCCUGUACAAUUAAAAUCAGUUGAUGAACUGAAACCAAAGGACGAAAAAGGAACAAAAGAAGAACAUCCUACAAAGGACAAACCAGGUGAAAUUCCUAUUAAAAUUGUAGAGGAAACGGAUGACAAGACGCCAAGUCCAGACGACAAACUGAAAGAUGGCAAAGAAUCUCAAUUGUUGGCCCAGGACUUAGAGAAGUCUUUAAGCCCUGUAGAAUUAAAAAUAGUCGAUGAACCGAGAGCAAAGGACGAAAUAGAACCCAAAGAAAAACAUCCUACCAAAGACAAACCAGAGGAAAUUCCCAUCAAAACUAUGGAGGAAAAGGAUGAAAAGACGCCAAGUCCAGUAGACAUACUAAAAGAUGGCAAGGUAUCUCCAUCGCCAGACCAGGCCGUAAAGAAAUCUCCAAGCCCUGUAGAAUUAAAACCAGUUGAAGAACUGAAACCAAAGGAUGAAAAAGAACCCAAAAAAGAACAUCCGAGUGAAGAUAAACAAGAUGAAAUUCUCAUUAAAACUGUGGACGAAAAGGAUGAAAAGACACCCAGUCCAGUAGACAAACUGAAAGAUGGUAAAGAUUCUCCGUUAUUGGACCAGGAUUUAAAGAAGUCUUUAAGCCCUGUAGAAAUAAAACCAGUCGAUGAACAAAAACCAAAGGACGAUAAAGAAACAACAGAAGAACAUCCAAGCAAGGACUGGCCAACUGAAAUUCCCAUUAAAAAAGUAGAGGAAAAAGAUGAAAAAACACCCAGUCCAGAAGACAAACUGAAAGAUGACAAGGAAUUUUCACUGUCGGACCCGGACAAAAAGAAAUCUCCAAGCCCUGUAGAAUUAAAACCAAUCGAUGAACCGAAACCAAUGGACGAAAAAGAAACAAAAGUAGAACCUCCAAGCAAGGACAAGCUAGAUGCUCUUCCUGUGAAGACUGUAGACGAAAAAGACGAAAAAACACCCAGUCCAUUAGACAAUCUGAAAGAUGGCAAAGAAUAUACAUUGUGGGGCCAGGACUUAAAGAAGUCUUUAAGCCCUGUAGAAACAAAACCGGUCGUUGAACCAAAACAAAAGGACGAUAAAGAAACAACAGAAGAACAUCUAAGCAAGGACAAACCAACGGAAAUUCCCAUUAAAAAAGUAGAGGAAAAAGAUGAAAAAACACCCAGUCCAGAAGACAAACUGAAAGAUGACAAGGAAUUUUCAUUGUUAGACCCGGACAAAAAGAAAUCUCCAAGCCCUGUAGAAUUAAAACCAAUCGAUGAACCGAAAUCAAAGGACGAAAAAGUAACAAAAGAAGAACAGCCAAGCACGGACAAGCUAAUUGCUAUUCCUGUGAAGACUGUGGACGAAAAGAUACCUAGUCCUGAAGACAAACAGAAAGAUGACAAAGAAUCUCUAUUGUCAGACCAGGACUUACAGAUAUCUUCAAGCACUAUGGAAUUAAAAAUUCUCGAGGAACAAAAAGUAAGAGACCAAAGAGAAAUCAAAGAGGAAACUCUGAGCCAGGGCAAACCAGAUAAAAUUCCCAUUAAAACUGUGGAGCAAAAGGCUGAAAAAACACCCACUCCAAUCGAAAAAUUAAAAGAUGGCGAAGAAUCUCCAUUGUUGAACCAGGACUUAAAGAAGUCUUUAAGCCCUGUAGAAUUAAAAACGGUCGAUGAAAUGAAAGCAAAGAAAGAAAAAGAACCCAAAGAAGAACAUCCUACCAAGGACAAACCAGAGGAAAUUCCCAUUAAAACUGUGGAGAAAACUGAUGAAAAGAUCCCAAGUCCUGUAGACAAACUAAAAGAUAGCAAAGAAUCUCCAUUUUUGGACCAGGACGUUAUAAAAACUGUGGGGGAAAAGGCUGAUAAGAUCCCUAGUUCAGUAGACAAACUGGAAGAUGGCAAAGAUUCUCCAUUAUUGGACCAAGAUUUAAAGAAAUCUCUUAGCCCUGUAGAAUCAAAACCGGUCGAUGAACCAAAACCUAGGGAAGAAAAAGAAAUAAAAAAAGAACAUCCAAGCAAGGGUGACCUAGAUGCUCUUCCUGUGAAGACUGUGGACGAAAAAGAUGAAAAGACACCCAGUCCAGUAGCCAAAUUGAAAGACGGCAAAGAAUCUCCAUUGUCAGACAAGGACGUAAAGAAAUCUCCAAGCCCUGUAGAAACUGUCGAUGGACCGGAACCAAAGGACGAAAUAGAAUCCAAAGAAGAACAUCUGAGUAAAGACAAAUCAGAUGAAAUUCCCAUUAAACCUGUGGAGGAAAAAGAUCAAAAGACACCCAGUCCAGUAGAUAAACUGAAAGACGGCGAAGAAUCUCUAUUGUCAGACCAAGAUGUAAAGAAAUCUCCAAGCCCUGUAGAAUUACAACAUGUCGAUGAACUCAAACCAAAAGAUGAUAAAGAGCCCAAAGAAGAACAUCCGAGCAAAGACAAGCCAAAUGAAAUUCCCAUUAAAACUAAGGAGGAAAAGGAUGAAAAGACACCCAGUCCUGUUGAAAAACUGAAAGAUGGCAAAGAAUCUCCAUUGUCAGACCAGGAUGUAACAAAAUCUCCAAGCCCUGUAGAAUUACAACAUGUCGAUGAACCCAAACCAAAAGAUGAUAAAGAACCCAAAGAAGAACAUCCGAGCAAAGACAAGCCAGAUGAAAUUCCCAUUAAAACUAAGGAGGAAAAGGAUGAAAAGACACCCAGUCCUGUUGCAAAACUGAAAGAUGGCAAAGAAUCUCCAUUGUUGGAUCAGGAGUUAAAGAAGUCUUUAAGCCCUGUAGAAUUAAAAACGGUCGAUGAACUGAAAGCAAAGAAAGAAAAAGAACCCAUAGAAGAACAUCCUAUCCAGGACAAACCAGAGGAAAUUCCCAUUAAAACUGUGGAGAAAACUGAUGAAAAGAUCCCAAGUCCUGUAGACAAACUAAAAGAUAGCAAAGAAUCUCCAUUUUUGGACCAGGACGUUAAGAAAUCUCCAAGCCCUGAAGAAUUAAAACCAAUCGAUGAACCGAAACCAAUUGACCAAAAAGAAACAGAAAAAGAUCAUCCAAGCAAGGACAAACCAGAUGAAAUUCCUAUUAAAACUGUAGAGGGAAUAGAUCAAAAGACACCCAGUCCAGUAGACAAACUGAAAGACGGCGGAGAAUCUCUAUUGUCAGACCAGGAUGUAAAGAAAUCUCCGAGCCCUGUAGAAACAAAACAUGUCGAGGAACCGAAACAAAAGGAUGAAAAAGAACCAAAAGUAAAAUAUCCAAGCAAGGACAAACCAGGUGAAAUUCCUAUUAAAACUGUAGAUGAAAGGGAUGAUAAGAUCCCAAGUCCUGUAGACAAACUGAGAGAUGAAAAAGAUUCUCCAUUGUUGGACAAGGACGUAAAGAAAUCUCCAAGCCCUGAAGAAUUAAAACCAAUCGAUGAACCGACACCAAAGGACGAAAAAGAAACAAAAGAAGAACAUCCAAGAAAGGACAAAUUAGAUGAAAUUCCUAUAAAAACUGUGGAGAAAAUAGACCAAAAGACACCUAGUCCAGUAGACAACUUGAAAGAUGGCAAAGAAUCUCCAUUGUCAGACCAGGAUGCAAAGAAAUCUCCGAGCUUUGUAGAAUUGAAACAUGUCGAUGAACCGAGACCAAAGGAUGAAAAAGAACCAAAAGAAGAACUUCCAAGCAAGGACAAAACAGGUGAAAUUCCUAUAAAAACUGUGGGGGAAAAGGCUGAUAAGAUCCCUAGUUCAGUAGACAAACUGGAAGAUGGCAAAGAUUAUCCAUUAUUGGACCAAGAUUUAAAGAAAUCUCUUAGCCCUGUAGAAUCAAAACCGGUCGAUGAACCAAAACCUAGGGAAGAAAAAGAAAUAAAAGAAGAACAUCCAAGCAAGGGUGACCUAGAUGCUCUUCCUGUGAAGACUGUGGACGAAAAAGAUGAAAAGACACCCAGUCCAGUAGCCAAAUUGAAAGACGGCAAAGAAUCUCCAUUGUCAGACAAGGACGUAAAGAAAUCUCCAAGCCCUGUAGAAACUGUCUAUGGACCGGAACCAAAGGACGAAAUAGAAUCGAAAGAAGAACAUCUGAGUAAAGACAAAUCAGAUGAAAUUCCCAUUAAACCUGUGGAGGAAAAAGAUCAAAAGACACCCAGUCCAGUAGAUAAACUGAAAGACGGCGAAGAAUCUCUAUUGUCAGACCAAGAUGUAAAGAAAUCUCCAAGCCCUGUAGAAUUACAACAUGUCGAUGAACUCAAACCAAAAGAUGAUAAAGAGCCCAAAGAAGAACAUCCGAGCAAAGACAAGCCAGAUGAAAUUCCCAUUAAAACUAAGGAGGAAAAGGAUGAAAAGACACCCAGUCCUGUUGAAAAACUGAAAGAUGGCAAAGAAUCUCCAUUGUCAGACCAGGAUGUAACAAAAUCUCCAAGCCCUGUAGAAUUACAACAUGUCGAUGAACCCAAACCAAAAGAUGAUAAAGAACCCAAAGAAGAACAUCCGAGCAAAGACAAGCCAGAUGAAAUUCCCAUUAAAACUAAGGAGGAAAAGGAUGAAAAGACACCCAGUCCUGUUGAAAAACUGAAAGAUGGCAAAGAAUCUCCAUUGUUGGAUCAGGAGUUAAAGAAGUCUUUAAGCCCUGUAGAAUUAAAAACGGUCGAUGAACUGAAAGCAAAGAAAGAAAAAGAACCCAUAGAAGAACAUCCUAUCCAGGACAAACCAGGUGAAAUUCCUAUUGAAAUUGUAGAGGAAAAGGAUGACAAGACGCCAAGUCCAGACUACAAACUGAGAGAUGACAAUGAAUCUCAAUUGCUGGCCCAAGACAUACAGAAGUCUUUAAACCCUGUAGAAUUGAAACCGGUCGAUGAACCGAAAGCAAAGGACGAAAAAGAACCCAAAGAUGAACAUCCUACCAAGGACAAACCAGAGGAAAUUCACAUCAAAACUAUGGAGAAAAAGAAUGAAAAGAUCCCAAGUCCUGUAGACAAACUAAAAGAUAGCAAAGAAUCUCAAUUGUUGGACCAGGAAGUUAAGAAAUCUCCAAGCCCUGAAGAAUUAAAACCAAUCGAUGAACCGAAACCAAUUGACCAAAAAGAAACAAAAAAAGAACAUCCAAGAAAGGACAAACCAGAUGAAAUUCCUAUUAAAACUGUGGAGGAAAUAGAUCAAAAGACACCCAGUCCAGUAGACAAACUGAAAGACGGCGAAGAAUCUCUAUUGUCAGACCAGGAUGUAAAGAAAUCUCCGAGCCCUGUAGAAAUAAAACAUGUCGAUGAACCGAAACCAAAGGAUGAAAAAGAACCAAAAGUAAAAUAUCCAAGCAAGGACAAACCAGGUGAAAUUCCUAUUAAAACUGUAGAGGAAAGAGAUGAUAAGAUCCCAAGUCCUGUUGACAAACUGAGAGAUGAAAAAGAUUCUCCAUUGUUGGACAAGGACGUAAAGAAAUCUCCAAGCCCUGAAGAAUUAAAACCAAUCGAUGAACCGACACCAAAGGACGAAAAAGAAACAAAAGAAGAACAUCCAAGAAAGGACAAAUUAGAUGAAAUUCCUAUUAAAAUUGUGGAGGAAAGAGGCCAAAAGACACCUAGUCCAGUAGACAACUUGAAAGAUGGCAAAGAAUCUCCAUUGUCAGACCAGGAUGCAAAGAAAUCUCCGAGCCUUGUAGAAUUGAAACAUGUCGAUGAACCAAAACCAAAGGAUGAAAAAGAACCAAAAGUAGAACUUCCAAGCAAGGACAAAACAUGUGAAAUUCCUAUUAAAACUUUAGAUGAAAAGGAUGAAAAGACGCCCAGUCCAGCCGACAAACGGAAAGACGGCAAAGAAUCUCCAUUGUUAGACCAGGACGUAAAGAAAACUCCAAGCCCUGUAGAAUUAAAACAUGUCGUUGAACCGAAACCAAAGGAUGAUAAAGAACAUAAAGAAGAACAUCCGAGCAAAGAAAAACCAGGUGAAAUUGCUAUAAAAACUGUAGAAGAAAGGGAUGAUAAGAUCACAAGUCCUGAAGACAAACUGGAAGAUGGCAAAGAUGCUCCAUUAUUGGACCAAGAUUCAAAGAAAUUUCUUAGCCCUGUAGAAUCAAAACUGGUCGAUGAACCAAAACCUAGGGAAGAAAAUGAAACAAAAGAAGAACAUCCAAGCAAGGAUGAUCUAGAUGCUCUUCCUGUGAAAACUGUGGACAAAAAAGAUGAAAAAACACCCAGUCCAGUAGACGAACUGAAAGAUGGCAAAGAAUCUCCAAUGUCAGACCAGGACGAAAAGAAAUCUACAAGCCUUGUAGAACUAAAACCAGUUGAAGAACCAAAAUCUAAGGACGACAAAGUAACAAAGGAAGAGCAUCCGAGUAGAGAAAGACCAGAUGAAAUUCCCAUUCAAACUAUGGAGAAAGAAGAUGAAGUGACACCCACUCUAGUAGACAAACUUAAAGAUAUCAAAGAAUCUCCAUUGUCAGUUAAGGACGUAGAGAAAUCUCCAAGCCCCGUAGAAACUGUCGAUGGACCGGAACCAAUUGACGAAAUAGAACCCAAAGAAGAACUUCUGAGUAAGGACAAAUCAGAAGAAAUUACCAUUAAAACUGUGGAGGAAAAAGAUCAAAAGACACCCAGUCCAGUAGACAAACUGAAAGAUGGCAAAGAAACUCCAAUUUCAGACCAGGACGUAAAGAAAUAUCCAAGUCCUGUAGAAUUAAAACAUAUCGAUGAACCGAAACCAAAAGAUGAAAAAGAACCCAAAGAAGAACAUCCAAGCAAUGAAAGACCACAUGAAAUUCCUAUUAAAACUGUGGAGGAACAGGAUGAUAAGAUCCCUAGCCCAGUAGAAAAACUGAAAGAUGACAAAGAAACUCGAUUGUCAGACCAGGACUUUACAAAAUCUCCAAGCCCUGUAGAAUUAAAACUUGUUGAUAAGCCCAAACCAAAGGAUGAUAAAGAACCCAAAGAAGAACAUCCGAACAAGGACAAACCAGAUGAAAUUCCCAUUAAAACGGUGGAGGAAAAAGAUCAAAAGACACUCAGUCCAGUUGAUAAACUGAAAGAUGGUAAAGAUUCUCCAUUGUCAGACGAGGACGUUUGGAAAUCUCCAAGCCCUGUACAAGUAAGACCAGUUGAUGAACCGAAACCGAAAGACGAAAAAGAACCAAAAGAAGAACAUUCGAGUAGCGAUAAACCACAUGAAAUUCCCAUUAAAACUGUGGACGAAAAGGAUGAAAAGACGCCAAGUCCAGUGAAAAAACUGAAAGAAGGCAAAGAUUCUCCAUUGUCAGACCAAGGCGUAAAGAAAUCUCCAAGCCCUGUCGAAUCAAAAACAGUUGAUGAACUAAAACCAAAGGACGAAAAAGAACCCAAAGAGGAACAUCCGAGUAAAGAUAAACCAGAUGAAAUUCCCAUUAAAACCGUGGUGGAAAAGGAUGAAAAGACGCCAAGUCCUGAAGACAAACAAAAAUAUGGCAAAGAAUUUCCAUUGUCAGACCAGGGUGUAAAGAAAUCUCCAAGCCCUAUAGAAUUAAAACCAGUUGAUGUACCGAAACCAAAGGACGAAAAAGAACACAAAGAAGAACAUUCAUGUAAAGAUACACCAGAUGAAAUUCCCAUUAAAACUGUGGACGAAAAGGAUGGAAAAACACCCAUUCCAGUAGACAAACUGAAAGACGGCAAUGAAUCUCCAUUGUCAGACAAGGACGUAAAGAAAUCUCCAAGCCCUGUAGAAGUUGUCGAUGGACCGGAACCAAAGGACGAAAUAGAACCCAAAGAAGAACAUCUGAGUAAGGACAAAUCAGAUGAAAUUCCCAUUAAAACUGUGGAGGAACAAGAUCAAAAGACACCCAGUCCAGUAGACAAACUGAAAGAUGGCAAAGAAACUCCAAUGUCAGACCAGGACGUAAAGAAAUAUCCAAGCCCUGUAGAAUUACAACAUGUCGAUGAACCCAAACCAAAAGGUGAUAAAGAACCCAAAGAAGAACAUCCGAGCAAAGACAAGCCAGAUGAAAUUCCCAUUAAAACUAAGGAGGAAAAGGAUGAAAAGACACCCAGUCCUGUUGACAAACUGAAAGAUGGCGAAGAAUCUCCAUUGUCAGACAAGGACGUAAAGAAAUCUCCAAGCCCUGUAGAAACUGUCGAUGGACCGGAACCAAAGGACGAAAUAGAACCCAAAGAAGAACAUCUGAGUAAGGACAAGUCAGAUGAAAUUCCCAUUAAAACUGUGGAGGAACAAGAUCAAAAGACACCCAGUCCAGUAGACAAACUGAAAGAUGGCAAAGACACUCCAAUGUCAGACCAGGACGUAAAGAAAUAUCCAAGCCCUGUAGAAUUACAACAUGUCGAUGAACCCAAACCAAAAGAUGAUAAAGAACCCAAAGAAGAACAUCCGAGCAAAGACAAGCCAGAUGAAAUUACCAUUAAAACUGUGGAGGAAAAGGAUGAAAAGACACCCAGUCCAGUAGAUAAACUGAAAGAUGGCAAGGAAUCUCCAUUGUCAGACCAGGACGUUAAGAAAUCUCCAAGCCCUGUCGAAUUAAAAACAGUUGAUGAACCGAAACCAAAGGAUGAAAAAGAACACAAAGAAGAACAGUCGAGUAAAGAUAAAGCAGAAGAAGUUCCAAUUAAAACUGUGGUGGAAAAGGAUGAAAAGACGCCAAGUCCCGUAGACAAACUGAAAGACGGCAAAGAAUCUCCAUUGUCAGACAAGGACGUAAAGAAAUCUCCAAGCCCUGUAGAAACUGUCGAUGGACCGGAACCAAAGGACGAAAUAGAACCCAAAGAAGAACAUCUGAGUAAGGACAAGUCAGAUGAAAUUCCCAUUAAAACUGUGGAGGAAAAAGUUCAAAAGACACCCAGUCCAGUAGACAAACUGAAAGAUGGCAAAGAUACUCCAAUGUCAGACCAGGACGUAAAGAAAUCUCCAAGUCCUGUAGAAUUAAAACAUAUCGAUGAACCGAAACCAGAGGAUGAAAAAGAACCCAAAGAAGAACAUCCAAGCAAGGAAAGAUCACAUGAAAUUCCUAUUAAAACUGUGGAGGAACAGGAUGAUAAGAUCCCAAGCCCAGUAGAGAAACUGAAAGAUGGCAAAGAAGCCCCAUUGUCAGAACAGGAUGUAACAAAAUCUCCAAGUCCUGUAGCAUUAAAACAUGUUGAUGAACCCAAACCAAAGGAUGACAAAGAACCCAAAGAAGAACAUCUGAGCAAAUACAAGCCAGAUGAAAUUCCAAUUAAAACUGUGGAGGAAAAGGAUGAAAAGACACCCAGUCCAGUAGAUAAACUGAAAGAUGACAAGGGAUCUCCAUUGUCAGACCAGGACGUUGAGAUAUCUCCAAGCCCUGUCGAAUUAAAAACAGUUGAUGAAACGAAACCAAAGGAUGAAAAAGAACACAAAGAAGAACAUUCGAGUAUAGAUAAAACAGAAGAAAUUCCAAUUAAAACUGUGGUGGAAAAGGAUGAAAAGACGCCAAGUCCCGUAGACAAAUUGAAAGAUGGCAAAGAAUCUCCAUUGUCAGACCCAAUCAUGAAGAAAUCUCCAAGCCCUACAGAAUUAAAACCGGUUGAUGUACCGAAAUCAAAGGAUAAAAAAGAACACAAAGAAGAACAACCGAGUAAAGAUAAACCAGAUGAAAUUCCCAUUAAAACUGUGGACGAAAAGGAUGAAAAGACGCCAAGUCCAGUAGACAAACUGAAAGACGGCAAAGAAUCUCCAUUAUCAGACAGGGGCGUAAAGAAAUCUCCAAGCCCUGUAGAAACUGUCGAUGGACCGGAACCAAAGGACGAAAUAGAACCCAAAGAAGAACAUCUAAGUAAGGACAAGUCAGAUGAAAUUCCCAUUAAAACUGUGGAGGAAAAAGAUCAAAAGACACCCAGUCCAUUAGACAAACUGAAAGAUGGCAAAGAAACUCCAAUGUCAGACCAGGAUGUAAAGAAAUCUCCAAGUUCUGUAGAAUUAAAACAUAUCGAUGAACCGAAACCAAAGGAUGAAAAAGAACCCAAAGAAGAACAUCCAAGCAAGGAAAGGCCACAUGAAAUGCCUAUUAAAACUGUGGAGGAACAGGAUGAUAAGAUCCCUAGCCCAGUAGAGAAACUGAAAGAUGGCAAAGAAACUCCAUUGUCAGACCAGGAUGUAACAAAAUCUCCAAGCCCUGUAGCAUUAAAACAUGUUGAUGAACCCAAACCAAAGGAUGAUAAAGAACCCAAAGAAGAACAUCCGAGCAAAGACAAGCCAGAUGAAAUUCCAACUAAAACUGUGGAGGAAAAGGAUGAAAAGACACCCAGUCCAGUAGAUAAACUGAAAGAUGGCAAGGAAUCUCCAUUGUCAGACCAGGACGUUAAGAAAUCUCCAAGCCCUGUCGAAUUAAAAACAGUUGAUGAACCGAAACCAAAGGAUGACAAAGAACCCAAAGAAAAACAUCUGAGCAAAGACAAGCCAGAUGAAAUUCCAAUUAAAACUGUGGAGGAAAAGGAUGAAAAGACACCCAGUCCAGUAGAUAAACUGAAAGAUGACAAGGAAUCUCCAUUGUCAGACCAGGACGUUGAGAUAUAUCCAAGCCCUGUCGAAUUAAAAACAGUUGAUGAACCGAAACCAAAGGAUGAAAAAGAACACAAAGAAGAACAGUCGAGUAAAGAUAAAGCAGAAGAAUUUCCAAUUAAAACUGUGGUGGAAAAAGAUGAAAAGACACCAAGUCCUGUAGACAAAUUGAAAGAUGGCAAAGAAUCUCCAUUGUCAGACCAAGGCAUUAAGAAAUCUCCAAGCCCUACAGAAUCAAAACCGGUUGAUGUACCGAAAUCAAAGGACGAAAAAGAACACAAAGAAGAACAUCCGAGUAAAGAUAAACCAGAUGAAAUUCCCAUUAAAACUGUGGAGGAAAAGGAUGAAAAUACGCCAAGUCCAGUAGACAAACUGAAAGACGGCAAACAGUCUCCAUUGUCAGACCAGGACGUAAAGAAAUCUCCAAGCCGUAUAGAAUUAAAACCAGUUGAUGAACCGAAACCAAAGGAUGAAAAAGAACCCAAAAAAGAACCUCCAAGCAAGGACAAGCUAGAUUCUCUUCCUGUGAAGACUCUUGACGACAAGGAUGAAAAGACACCCAGUCCAGUAGAUAAACUGAAAGAUGGCAAGGAAUCUCCAUUGUCAGACCAGGACGUAAAGAAAUCUCCAAUCCCUGUCGAAUUGAAACCAGUUGAUGAACCGAAACCAAAGGACGAAAAAGAACACAAAGGAGAACAUUCGAGUAAAGAUAAACCUGAUGAAAUUCCCAUUAAAACUGUGGACGAAAAGGAUGGAAAGACACCCAGUCCAGUAGACAAACUGAAAGACGGCAAAGAAUCUCCAUUGUCAGACCAAGGCAUUAAGAAAUCUCCAAGCCCUACAGAAUUAAAACCGGUUGAUGUACCGAAAUCAAAGGACGAAAAAGAACACAAAGAAGAACAUCCGAGUAAAGGUAAACCAGAUGAAAUUCCCAUUAAAACUGUGGACGAAAAGGAUGAAAAGACGCCAAGUCCAGUAGACAAACUGAAAGACGGCAAACAGUCUCCAUUGUCAGACCAGGACGUAAAGAAAUCUCCAAGCCGUAUAGAAUUAAAACCAGUUGAUGAACCGAAACCAAAGGAUGAAGAAGAACCCAAAAAAGAACCUCCAAGCAAGGACAAGCUAGAUUCUCUUCCUGUGAAGACUGUUGACGAGAAGGAUGAAAAGACACCCAGUCCAGUAGACAAAUUGAAAGUUGGCAAGGAAUCUCCAUUGUCAGACCAGGACGUUAAGAAAUCUCCAAGCCCUGUCGAAUUAAAAACAGUUGAUGAACCGCAACCAAAGGAUGAAAAAGAACACAAAGAAGAACAUUCGAGUAAAGAUAAACCUGAUGAAAUUCCCAUUAAAACUGUGGACGAAAAGGAUGGAAGGACACCCAGUCCAGUAGACAAACUGAAAGACGGCAAAGAAUCUCCAUUGUCAGACCAGGACGUACAGAAAUCUCCAAGCCGCAUAGAAUUAAAACCAGUUGAUGAACCGAAACCAAAGGAUGAAAAAGAACCCAAAAAAGAACCUCCAAGCAAGGAUAAGCUAGAUGUUCUUCCUGUGAAGACUGUUGACGAGAAGGAUGAAAAGACACCCAGUCCAGUAGACAAAUUGAAAGAUGACAAAGAAUCUCCAUUGUCGGACAAGGACGUAAAGAAAUCACCAAGCCCUGUCGAAAUAAAAACAGUUGAUGAACUGAAACCAAAGGACGAAAAAGAACCCAGAGCAGAACAUCCGAGUAAAGAUAAACUAGAUGAAAUUCCCAUUAAAACUGUGGACAAAAAGGAUGAAAAGACGCCAAGUUCAGUAGACAAACUGAAAGAUGGCAAAGAAUCUUCAUUGUCAGACCAGGACGUAAAGAAAUAUCCAAGCCCUGUACAAUUAAAACCAGUUGAUGAACUGAAACCAAAGGACGACAAAGAACCCAGAGCAGAACAUCCGAGUAAAGAUAAACUAGAUGAAAUUCCCAUUAAAACUGUGGACAAAAAGGAUGAAUACAUGCCAAUUCCAGUAGACAAACUGAAAGACGGCAAAGAAUCUCCAUUGUCAGACCAGGACGUAAAAAAAUCUCCAAGCCCUAUAGAAUUAAAACCAGUUGAUGAACCGAAACCAAAGGAUGAAAAAGAACCCAAAGAAGAACAUCCGAGUAAAGAUAAACCAGAUGAAAUUCCCGUUAAAACUGUGGACGAAAAAGAUGGAAAGCUACGCAGUCCAAUAGACAAUUUGAAAGAGAACACAGAUUCUCCAUUUUCAGAACAGGACUUAGAGAAGUCUCUAAGCCAUGUAGAGUCAAAACCGGUAGAUGAAAGAAAACCUAGGGAAGAAAAAGAAACAAAAGAAGAAUCUCCAAGCAAGGACAAGCUAGAUGCUCUUCCUGUGAAGACUGUCGACGAGAAGGAUGAAAAGACACCAAGUCCAGUAGACAAACGGAAAGAUGACAAAGAACCUCCAUUGUCAGACCAGGACCUAAAGAAAUCUCCAAGCCCUGAAGAAUUAAAACCUUUCGAUGAACCGAAGCCAAAGGACGAAAAGGAAACCAAAGAGGAACAUCCAAGCAAGGACAAGCUAGGUGAAGUUCCUUUUAAAACUGUAGAGGAAAAAGAUAAAAAGACGGCCAGUCCAGUAGACAAACUGAAAGAUGGCAAAGACUCUCCAUUGUCCCAUCAGGUCUUAAAGAAGUCUUCAAGCCCUGAAGGCUUACAAACGCUCCAUGAUUUUAUACUUAAAGAUGAAAAAGAACCAAAAGAAGAACAUGCUAGAAAGGAAAAACCAAAUGAAAUUUCUAUUAAAACUGAAAAGUUUGGAAAGACGCUCAGUCCAGUAGACCAACUGAAAAAUGGCAGGGAAUCUCCAUUGUCAGACCAGGACGUAAAGAAAUCUCCAAGCCCCGUAGAAUUAAAACCAGUCGAUGAACCGAAGCCAAAAGACGAAAAGGAAACAAAAAAUGAACAUGCAAGUAGGGACAAACCAGAUGAAUUUCCCUUUAAACCUGUAGAGGAAAAAGAUGAAAAGGCGCCUAGUCCAGUAGACAAGAUAAAAGAUGGCGGAGAACAGCCAUUAUCAGAACAAGUAUCAAAAGAGACGCCAAGCGAUGUAGAAUCAAAAGUGCUUGAUAAAAUAGAGCCAAAAGACGAAAAAGAAACAAAAGAAGAAUGUCCCAGCAAAGAGCAAAAAGAUAAAAAGACGCCUAGUCCAAUAGAUGAUAUAAAAGAUGGCAAGGAAUCUCCAGAAACAACGCUAGACGGAAGUGUGUCACCCCCCUUAGAGGAAGAACUGAAAAAAUCUUCAAGUCCAGAUCUAGUGUUAAAACAACUUUAUGACUUGUCACUUAAGGACAAUUUACCAAUGACCGUACCAAGUACGAGCAGGGACAAGGCAGAAGAAUUAAUUGUAAAAACAAUUAAACCUCUCUCUGAAAAAGCAUUAAGUCCUGAAAAGUCGUUGAAAUCAGACAUACAGAUAGUAAAAGAGACAAAAGAGUCUCCAAGCUCCAUAGGAGAAAAAUUUAUGGAUGAUAAGUCACCAAAAGAAAAGGCUGAACCAAAAAUAAAAAGCCAAGACAAUGUGAUCACAGAUAAAAAAACGCCAAGUCCUGUAGGAGAAAUUAAACAAGAAAAGGAAUCUCCAUGUCCUGUAGAAGAAAAAUAUAAUGAUGAAUCAUUAUCCAAAAGAAAACCAGAACCGAAUGGAAAGAUUUCAGUAGAGAAAGAAGUAGAGAAAAGUGUUUUGGAAGAAGCUAGCGGUCCUCCACUAGGAGAAAAAAUUACACAAAAGGACAAAGUUUCACUUAUGUCAGAGGAAAAAUUACAAAAAGACUCUACAUCUUUUACAAUAGUAAAAGGUGACCAGAGAUCUGUACAUUCGAUACCAGACAAACUUGAUGACAAACAAGAUGAUAAUACUUCUGUCCCUGUAUCCCGUCUCAUUAAUGAUAAACAAAAGGAGUUAAGUAGAUCUCAAGAUCAAUCAAAUCUUUUUGAACUAAUUGAUGAACCUGAAUCAGAACAAUCGACCAAUGUUCAAACUGUUAUGGAAAAUGGGUUGUCAAUAAAAAGGAAAACAAUAGUACAUAAAAUUACAAAAUUAUUCGGUAAUUAUACUGAAAAUGUUUUGCGAAAGCACGUCACAACGAUAACGACAAUUGAAGACGAAUUUCCUGACGGCACAAUUAACAUAAAAAGAAAUGAACAAGAAUUGUAUGAGGAUCAAAUUUUAGAAAAUUCUGAUUAUUUCGUUCAAAGUUGCGAUCAUACUUCAAAUAAGACUAAGGAAAAGGGAGAUUUUGAAAGUAGUUCUCAAGUUGCUCACAGUAGUUCGGAAGACGUUUCUAGGGAAAUAAGUUUAGAAGAAAAAUACAGUUUUGAAAGUUCUGAAAAGAGUGUGAAAAAACAUUCUUUGUCCAAAGACUUAAAGGAUAAAAGUGAUAAAAACGAAAUAAAUGCAAUAAAUGAAGAGGGUUUGAAACCUGGAAGUAGUAUUUUAAGUACGUCAAUGUCAAGUUCACUAGUGUCACCAAAAUUAACACUAGAAGAUAGUGCAGAGCAAAUCAUGAGUUCGGUAAGAAAAGCUUUCGGAGAACAAGAUGAAGACAUACAGCAAGGUAUUAAAACUGAAAGCAUUAUUAUAAGACCAGAUCUAGAAAGAGUUUCAACGCCACCCACCGUCCCAGUAAGUCCCUUGCCAAAGACACCUAGUAGUUUCCAGGACGUAAAAAUGAGUGAUGGAGUUCAAAGUGAAGUAAUUUAUGAUAAGUCGGAUAGUGCUGAAGAAACUGUUACUAAAGUAGUGCACGUCGGCGAUGACAUUGUCACUCAAAAAAUAUCUACUACUACGGAAAAGGUUGCAAAGUCUGUCAAGGGAAUCGAUUUAGAUGUGGACGCCGACUUAGUAGCACUUAUGCAAAAUGUCGGUAAAAUAAAAACUGAAACAGAUACUGUAACAAAAAUAAUAAAAGAAGGUGAAAAUGUUGUAACUCAAACAAUUACUACAGUUACUACCAAAGAGAUAAUCUCAAGAGAAGAUGGCACUCCUCAAAAUGUCAAGACUACAAUUGAAACAACAACACACAGCAAAGGCGCUGAUGGGUCUGUAACAACAACAAAAGAUACAAAGAUCUUACUUAACGAAUGUUCUUCAACUUUACGUUCCACAUCGCAAAUGGAUCUAUAUCCGAAAGAUUUUAAAUCCGACAGCUCUCUAGAUAUGGAUGUUAAUAGUAAAGUUGGAAUAACUCAGGAUCUUUCACAGUUAGAAUCAGUUGACUUACUUGACUUGGAUGAUGUCGAUCUUAAUAUAGAAGAUACAAACAUCGACACUGAUGUUAGUAAGCGGAUUGUUAAAGAAGGUAACGUGGAUAUAAUUGAAACAAUAACGACAACUACUAAAAAAGAAACUAUAAAAAUUAAUGAAAACAAUAAAAAAAUUAAAACUAGUAUUGAAACUAUUGUAACAAAAGAGUAUCCAGAUGGAUCUAAGAAGGAAGAAAAAAAUGUUGAAGUGAAAAUAGAUGAGUUUAGUGAAGACGCUUGUAAUGAUAUUGAAGACUUGCUUAAAGAUUACUCAAUCAUUGGUGAACCAGAGGAAGAGGAGUCAAUUCAGAGUGAAAAUAUUUUAGUAAACGGCAUUAACAUCCUAAGAGCUGUUUCCACUAAAACAAUAAAAACGAAGUAUACUAAUUCAGAAGGCAUUGUUAAAAAAAUAAAGACUGUUACCAUCGUUACUACUACUGACACAUAUCCAGAUGGUUCAUCACAAACUCGGAUCGAUACAAGCCUGUCCUUAUCAGAUAUUGAGGAACUAGAUAAUGUAGUUGAAACGACCGAACUAUUGGACUACACAAUACUAGAAAACACAACACAAGAAGUCAAAAGUGAAUGUCAAGAGAAAGUCAUAGAUGGAAAUAAAGUCCAACAAUUUAUCACAAUAACUACAAAAACCGAUAUCUUAGCAACAGAAGAUAGAACAAAGAAGAAGAAAAAAAUUAGUACAGAGACAGUAACAGAAACAAAGAAUCCAGAUGGAACUGUGGAAGUUACAAAGGAUAUAAAUAUAAAAAUUGAAGAUUUUGUUUCAAGAGCAGAGGAAAGUAUACUAGAAGGAUUUGAAAGUAUGGGUCAUCCGCAAGAAAAUUGCGAAGUAGAAGAAACAGAAGUUAUAGAACAUGGCAAACGAAUCAAAAGAAAAAAGACAACAAUAACUACAAAACAAACAUUUACUAACCAAACUACUGCAAUAAUCAAAACAAAACUAACAACGACUAUUACAACUGAAGAUGAAUAUCCAGAUGGAUCAAUUGUAACAAAAACUAGUAAAUAUAAUCAAUUUUUUGAUGAAGAAAUACCAUGCGAAGGUAUAACUCCUAGCUCAGAAUUGCAAUUUGAAGAUCAUAAUUUACUUAAGGAUCUUGUUCUAGUAGGGGAUAUUGAAGAAACGGAAUCAGUUGAAGAUAAAGAAAUAGAAGAAGACAAGAUUUUAAUAAAACGUCAUGUAGUCAUUAAAACUACAAAAAGCCAUUAUACUGAUUCGAAUAAUAUUUUAAGAAAAUUGAAAACAGUGGUUACUACUACAACGACGGAUACUUACCCAGAUGGGUCUACUAACACAACAACAGCUACCAAUAUUUCUGUCAAUGACAUAGAGAGAAACGAUUAUGAAUCUUUAGAUGUAAACACUUAUUCCAAGUUACAAGACAAAACUGUAGACGUCAAUAAAGAGCAUAAAAGAGUUCUUAGAAAUGGUAAGGAAGUAGAACAAAUUAUAACAACCACAACAACUUCGGAAAUAUUGUCAAAAGUUGAUGAAAGUGAAACAGUUUUAAGAGUAACGAAAGAAAUCGUAACGGAAACUAUGUUACCUGAUGGAACAGCUGAAGUGGUUAAAGAAAUUAGAGUAUCCACUCAGGAUUAUUCAAGAAACUCUAUCGAUAAUAAUUUAGAAGGUUACAUUCAGUCUGGUGAGCCAGAAACUGAAACUAAGACAGAACUUGAGAAAGUAUUCGAAAACAAUGUUUUAAUAAACAGACAAAAAACUAUUACUACAACUAAAGAAUUGCUAGUUAACUCGAAAACUAAAACAAAGAAAAUUAAAACUACUACUAAAACGACCUUGGAAGAUGAGUACCCAGAUGGCACUGUUAUAGUAAAAAAGACUGAAAAGAUUUCUAUUUCUGAUAUGCCAACUGAUAGUUAUGGUUGUGACACUUCUAUAUCUGAGACCUCAGAUACUGAAGUCGUGGAAGAUACUGUUGAAGAUUUAGACGUAAAACAUGAACUUGUAGCUAAAGGAAGUGAUACCAUAAAGAGAACAAUUACAACAAAAACAAAAAAAGAAACCUUACAAAGCUUAGAUAAAGAUGUUAAACGUAUAAGAACUACGAUUGAAACAACGACAGAAGAUGAAUAUUCUGAUGGUUCCAUAGAAACUACAAAGGAUGUCAAAAUAACGAUUUCCGAAUUUCAAAAAACGUCUAAUAGUGACUUACAGGCUGCUUUACAAGGAUUUACUUCCACUGGAGUUUCAAAAACGAGCGACGACAAAAAGAGGAAUGUGUAUAUAAAUGAAAAUUCCGAAAAAAUUACUCAAGAAAUCACUACACAUGUUACAAAAGAAGAGCUUUUAAAUCCUGAAACCCAAGAAGUUGCUGUGAAAACCAUUACAGAAACUACAACCGAAAAUAAAAAAGAAGAUGGCUCAAUAGAAACUACCAAAGACGUUCAAACACAGGUUACAUAUCUGCCCAAGGGCAGUAGAAUGAGUGAUUGGUCACCAGAAGAUAUCGAGAAUUUAUCGCAAAAUAUCGAAUCAGUUGUAGAAGGAGGGAAGCCGAUUAUACGUGAACACGAUAAACCUACACUCGCACAAUUGCCCUUAGAAAAGAAGUGUGAGUCACAACAGUCCGAAACUAAAUCGAGAAAACGAUCUCCAGUGGGUGAAAUAACGACUGAAACUGAAACUUUCACUAAAGUUGUAAAGGAAGGAGAUAAACAAAUCACACAGACGAUUACCGUUUUGACCACAAAAGAAGUCAUUAGCCCUGAAAAAAUAAAAAUAACUGUAGAAACAAUAACUGUUAGCAAAGGAGACGAUGGCACAACAAAAACUACAAAAUCUACUAAAACUACUGUUUCAGAAUUUAAAGAAGAAUACGAGGAAAUUAUUGACACUGGCGAAAGUGAAAAAUCAUCGUCCAAAUUUUCAUCCAAAACUGGAGAUUUAAGAAGUUCAUCAGGAGCCAGUGACGAUUUUGAUCAACGAGGAAUAUCAUCACCCCCCUCCGAUAUCAGUUCUAGAGAAUCUCAUGCAGCAACUCACGCUUGGGGUACUGAAAGCAGUGGCAUGUAUUACAGCGACGACGAUGGGCAAGGCAGUCCAAGCAGUACAAAGUCUCAAAUAGCACAUUCUCCAAGAUCGAAUUUAAGCUUUGAAUUAGAUACUAAAUUAUUACCCCCAUCAUCAGAUCCCAUGUCCAUGUCAAUAUAUGGUGACAUUCCUGGGGACGAUGAGUCUUUUACCCUUUCCGCUGAAGUGCAAUCUAAAACAUACGUACAUGAAAAAGUAGAAAGUAAGUCAGAUAUCAAGAUAAGUUCAAAAGAGGAAUCAAAAUCGGAAUCGAUUCAUCAUUCUGAUAUAUCCUUCUUAAAAGAGGCUGACGAACAAUUCAAUAAAGCAAUCGAAGAACAUAAAAAAGUAAGCGGCCACGAGGUCAUAUCAAAUAUAACAGCAAAAUAUAAAAUCGAUGAACAGAGUCAUUCUAGUGGUAGUCACUAUGAGGCGAAGAAAGAGGGGGAUAGCUUAACAUUAAAAGAACUACGAACUGAAUCUCAAAAAGCUUCAGCUAGCAGUUCCACUUCGACUCACGAAUCGAAAUCGAGUAAAACUGAAAGUUCCGAAAAAACGACCAAAGACAAAGAUCCCAUAGAAUCUUGGGGCAAACCAUUGGGACUUCCGAGUCCAAUCUUGCCACCCAACCAAACCGAGAAUAGAAGUACACCCAAAAAGCAAAUGGCGUCUUCGAAUGUAGCGAAUAAGAAUAAGUUGAAUCAAGAGAAGAGCAAAGAGGCGAAACGAGCUUCGGAAUCGCCUAGUAAAAAGAAGACCCCCGCUCCCAUAUACAUGGACCUCACGUACGUGCCGCACCACGGAAACUCGUACUACUCGGCGAUGGAGUUCUUCAAGCGGGUCAGAGCACGCUACUACGUAUUCUCGGGGACGGAGCCAUCUAAGGAAAUAUACAAUGCUCUUCUAGAUGCCAAGAAAACAUGGGAAGACAAGGACUUAGAAGUAACAAUAAUUCCGACGUACGACACCGACGUGCUCGGGUACUGGGUGACCGAGAACGAGGAAGCCCUGGAGAAGUACAAGAUCGACCUCUCGCCGUCGGCCUCACGCUGCACCAUCAACCUGCAAGACCACGAGACAUCCUGCGCCGCCUACAGACUCGAGUUCUAGGUGUCGGGCCUAUUUGUGGCCUUCUCAUCGGAGAAGUGAGCCUCCUACGCCGCGCGGGUACCGUCGAGGCCUGGAGGGUGGUGGUGUACCGCGUGAGAAUCUGUGAUAGUCGUUAGCGAUCGGGACGGACCCGCGCGAGGCCGCUACUCCGCAUGAGAUAGUUUGCAAAUAGCCGACAGUGCGCCGUGCGCGACGCCGCGAUUGGAGUUGUAUACGAGCUCGUAUACGACUCGCAAUCCGCGACCCUAUUUGUAAGACUCGAUUAGAUGGAUAAGUUCCGACACUGUACCCGAACGUCCGCCGUCGGCGACCACAUCCAACCGUUGUCGAACCAACCUCUCGACCUAAAAUCAGAAACGUCCAUUUUUUUCUAAAAACUCUUUUCUAGUAGUGUCAUUGAUAAGAAAUACACGCCAUUUAAAAAUAUUUUUAUGACGUUUUCGAGUAUGGUGUUAUACAAUGAGUAGUGCUUUUAUACACGAUAUUUAGCGAAGGUCCAUUUUAUUUAGCCGACACACCGCUUGUGCAACAAAAAUUUUUGAAAAAAUUAUUUUGCUAACGCCAUAUAACUCUUAUAUAUUAUGUAACUAUAAAUGUAGAGACGUUAAUUUUUUAGCGAGCGCUUUACACGGACGUGAUAUUUUAGGAAAAAGUCCAUUUCUGGUAGAAGACAAACCGACUAGGACUCGACCCGAGGACGAGAGCGAACACGCGCGCGGCUCGGUGUCGCGCGCGCCGCGGCAGCUACGGCCGCGGCCCUAUGUUACCUCUUUAGAAAGAUAAAGAUUACUUCUAUUGUCUAAAUGUGAUUACGGAAUGAAUGUGUAAAAUGGAUUUGUGAAAAAAAUAGAUUCCUCGAUAUUUAAUUCCGACCCGGUCGUUAGAUAUACGAGUAGAGUGCACAAAAGUCGGAUCGCGAUGGCGGGCGGCCGGGCCAUGCCGCGCGGCGCCGCCCGUGCCUGCGGCGGAGCCGCGCGCGACGCCGCCCGGCCGCCCGACGCGGAGUGAAGAAGUGAUCUCUAUUUUUUGUAAUAAAACGGCAGCCUAAGAUAAUAGAGAGCUUAAACGAUUUAAUGAAUGUUUUAUUAGAAAUAUUUAAAAUGAUAUAUUUACCGUUGUUUUAAGUUAAAUACCGCUUGUUGCGUCUUUGACUAUAUAGUUUUAAAGCGUGUUGAAGUCGUUUCGUGUACAGUUAAGUCCCGACAGAAUCUCAGGAAUAAUUUCGGCGUUUCGGUGUGACGCGACGCGACGUGUAAAUUUUUCUAGUCGAAUUCUACCCAAAUACUUACGAACGCGUAGUGGUAUUCGUUCCUAUAUAAAUUGAUUUAUAUUUUUUGUAAACCUCGAGUAGAUAGUUUCCGCGCUACGUCGUCGCGGAGCGCGUGCGCGACCUGUGACGUCAUUCGACCCUACACAUCUAGUCUAAGUCACGAGGCGUUUCCUCCUCUUCUCCGUUCAUCGUUUGCCAAUUCAAAGAGAAAGGUUUCGAGUCAAUUAAUUUUAAGUCAUCCAUAGUCUAAGGCCACCCGACGUACCGUCGCUUCCUUCGCCGAACUCGUAGUCGCAAAACCCGAUUCCGUAUAAUCUUCGCCUGCACAACGUAUCAUCGAAAUGUUCUGUCUCCGCGUACGUCGAGCGUAUUUGUUUUCUGAAGUGUUCGGGUGAUACGACGAGGGGAGUGCGCCGCGUGAGGCACGACGGGGAGGCGCGCCGCGGCCCGAGACGGACGGAGCUAGCUUUCUCUUUCUCUCUCUCUGACACUGCCUGGCUCGACUGGCCUCUCGCGUUCACGGGGCCCGAGGCGCCUCGUUCCCCCGCUUGUCCCGUUCCGUUCGUCGCUCGACGCCCGUCCGGCGUCCGCCGUCCGUCCGCCCUGGCCGCGGCCCGUCCCCGUGCGGUCGACGUCGCGGCCGGCUCCGAAGCCCGACUCAGACGUUCACUAUUAUAUUUUAUAGCUAGAAGUAUAAUUAAUUAAUGCAUAUUAUUAUAUUAGGAGUAUUAAAAUGUUACUAAAGAUAAGAAUUGUAUCAGCUUAGUGAACAUCAAUAGCUCCGAGAGUGAAUCAUUAUUGAAAUUAUUAAAUGUUGUACUUUUCUUAUCUCGUUGCUUUAAAUUUGAAAAUUUAUGUAUGUGAUAGAAUUUAUACGAGCGAUCGUCUCGCAGAUUGAAAUAUAUAACUCAUAUGACGAAGUGAUAUAAUUAUUUUCGGUCUGUUUUGUCUUAUGUAUUUAUUUAUAAACGGAUAGAGAUCGUUCGAAUUGUAUGCGUCGGUCGUCACGCGGCCGACGCGUUGUCGCUCCGUCCGACGUCCCGGGGACUCGCAAGCGGCUGCGCGCCGACCAGUCAGCGAGACGUCGGACGCGAGGGGGGGCUGUGGGAGUAGAUGUAAAGCUUCUGUGGUGCUAACAACGUGCUAUGCGGGGAGGGCCCAAGCAUCGUUGGAAUAGAAUCGGUCGAUGAGCUGUCAGAAUCUCUCGUUUGUAGAUAUUUUGUAUGUUUUGUAAAUAUAUUAGUAGCUGUCGUGUUCCCCGGUCGGCGGCGCGCUCGGCUUAGUUCCCGACCGACUCUUCCCGCGCCGGCGCCCGGGUCGUUUAGUACUCAAAGACUGCCUUAUCCAGAUAUUUGUACGCGACGCGCCGCAGUCCUCCCGGAAUGCCGCCCGCUCGCUGUCGUCGCGUGCGACGUGCCGACACGUCGGCCGCUCCGUGGACUGCGGCGCGCCGUCCACUCUACCUACACUUUCUAACCCUGUUGAUGUUUUUGAAAUCGCCGAUUUUAUUGGAUUGUGAACACGCUAAAUGGUAAGGCUGAUCGAUGUGCGGGCCGGGAUGUGCUUCGUUCCGUCGCUCGACCGCGUCGCUGUGUCGCUAUGUUUAAUAAUUUAAAUAAUGAUGUCGAUCCUUUGAGGGUUCUUUAGGUAUUUAUUACGAUUAAUGUAUUAUGUAAUUAAAAGAGAAAAAAAGAAAAAAAUAUUAAGAACCAUUCAUUAUAUCAGUCGUAUCGCUAUUUCCCAUUCAGCGUGUUUGGUGAAGUGUAUGAGUCAAUAAACAAAAAGUAAUA
Aricia agestis (brown argus) is the source of this 29733-nucleotide messenger RNA. Its product is annotated as microtubule-associated protein futsch-like. The record is from RefSeq and is a predicted model, not a curated record. Lineage: Eukaryota; Metazoa; Arthropoda; Insecta; Lepidoptera; Lycaenidae. Bases 22 to 26673 code for a protein of 8883 amino acids. Gene Ontology annotation, cellular component: synapse; microtubule associated complex; dendrite. The transcript is spliced from 10 exons. Gene Ontology annotation, biological process: regulation of microtubule depolymerization; axonogenesis; microtubule cytoskeleton organization. Gene Ontology annotation, molecular function: actin binding; microtubule binding.